UGGUCUUUAGGCUGUGGAUCUGUUCUAAAUGAAAAAGGUGAAGUAGAAAUGGAUGCCAUUAUCAUGGAUGGAAAAAACUUAGACUCUGGAGCAGUAUCUGCGGUUAAAUGUAUAGCAAACCCAAUAAAACUUGCUCGGCUUGUCAUGGAAAAGACAAAGCACAUGCUGCUGACUGACCACGGUGCACACCUGUUUGCUCAGGCCAUGGGUAUUCCUGCGACUCCAGGGGAGAAUCUCAUAACCGAGAGAUCCCGGGAGAGAUGGAAGAAGAACCUUGAGCCAGAUUCCAACCCUGAAGAGUUUCAGAAAGACCUUGGAACAGUCGGUGCUGUUGCUAUAGACAGUGAAGGAAAUGUAGCUUGUGCAACAUCCACUGGAGGACUCUCUAAUAAACUGAUUGGCCGUGUUGGUGACACAGCAUGCAUAGGAAGUGGAGGUUAUGCUGAUAACCGUUCUGGUGCCACUUCAACCACAGGACAUGGGGAGAGCAUUAUGAAAGUGGUCUUAGCCCGACUGAUCCUCUAUCACAUGGAGCAAGGAAUGUCACCAGAGAUGGCUGCUGACACUGCAUUAGACUACAUGAAGACACGAGUUGGGGGCUUGGGGGGUGUCAUUGUUGUUAACAAUUCAGGAGAGUGGGCAGCAAGGUUCUCCACGAAGCAGAUGUCCUGGGCUACUGUAAAGGAUGACCAGCUGCAUUACGGGAUUUAUGCUGGGGAGAGGCACACAAGAUCUAUUGAUGAAGCACUUACAUCUGAAAGCGAGGGAUUCUGAGAAGGAAUAAACAUCGACUGAGGAAGAAUGAAGGUCUCCAAUUUUUGCUGGAGGACAAUGACAGUUGAUUUCAUCUUUCUGAAAGAUCUGUACUCUCCUCAUUGGUUCACAGGCAU
Molecule: messenger RNA, 890 nt
Organism: Cariama cristata (Red-legged seriema)
Lineage: Eukaryota; Metazoa; Chordata; Aves; Cariamiformes; Cariamidae
Gene: ASRGL1
Product: asparaginase like 1
Exons: 5
Molecular function (GO): asparaginase activity
Source: RefSeq, a predicted model, not a curated record